Messenger RNA from Ooceraea biroi (clonal raider ant), 2954 nucleotides. RefSeq names its product UDP-glucose pyrophosphorylase (gene UGP). The record is from RefSeq and is a predicted model, not a curated record. Gene Ontology annotation, molecular function: UTP:glucose-1-phosphate uridylyltransferase activity. Gene Ontology annotation, biological process: UDP-alpha-D-glucose metabolic process. Lineage: Eukaryota; Metazoa; Arthropoda; Insecta; Hymenoptera; Formicidae.
UGCUAUCACAUAAUGUAGUACGCAUUCUUUUUCUGCUCGUUCUUCCUCUCUCUCUCUCUCUCUCGUUUAUCUUUCCUCGUCUCGCUUGAUAAGCGCACACUGAUAAGAAGCAAGUAUGACACUAAAAUGGAAUCUAUUGUCUCUGAAAAUUAUUGGAGCGAUGAGUAACGUCAUUCUCUUUCCACUAUCGGUCAACAAUUUGCUGUUUUGCGUUUGGCUGUCAAAGUGUGCCGCGAAUUUCGAGGUUAUGCGCGUUUCUAACACGGCGGUCGACUUGGAACAACAAUUAACGAUAAUAAAAAAGAUAGGAUAAAAUAAUCAUCGUAUAAUAAUAUUUCCUCAGUUUUAUUGACAUUGCAUACGUUGUCGAGUUUAAAUUACCUUAAUAAAUUAUGCGCGUCCUAGAAGCAGCCUCUACUCGAUAACCUUGAGACGCGAUCCGUUUGAGAUCUAAUGAGAAAAUCGCGCACCGUUUUUCAAGCAAAGAUCGUCACGGACGAGUGACAUGUCCCGCGUACGCGAUCAACGACGCGCGUAAUACUCAAUGCAUUAUUAUGCACCAUAAAUCUCCAUGUCGUUCUAAGAAAAUCUACUUGAGCUACUCGUACAUUUAGACGAGCAUUAUACAUUCUACAGAUAAAUUAAAAUAGAAUAUUCGAGGAGACAGCGGAACGUCUAUAUUUGCCAGGUCUUUUACAUAUUGAAUGAAUUAAUGAACAACUAUAUAUAUAUUCAUGUAGCAAAAUGCGAAAAUGUAUAUUGCUAAAGAAUAGACGCGGGCAUUUGUCGGAUGAAACGCAAGAGAAUAGCUGAUCUUGAGCGGAAAUAUUCGGAAGAACCGGAGAACCACGUGGAGGUCCUCCACUUUCCGCUGGAGGAUUCUUUCUCGCAGCAGUUUGUCACGUGUAAUCUCACGCGUUCACGUCGUGCUCGAGAGCGCGCCUGCUGUCGCGCCUUCGGUCGACUGAUGAAUCGCGCUCGAUGAAUUCCCGCGCGCCGCAAUGCCGUCGCAUUCUGCGACCACCGAUCGUCCGCGUCGCGUGUUCAAAGCAGCGCACAUGGAGUACCUGCUGCAAGCUCGCGGUCAUCAACGCAGCUCUUCAGAUACGCAGGCAUUUCGUGAGCGUACGAAGAGGGAUGCGCAGGCCGAACUUCAACGUGAGCUCGAGAAGCUGGAGGCGACCGCCCGCGAGGACAAGAGGGAGAUAAUGGGCCGACAGUUCGCUGGAUUCAAGCAUUUGUUUGAGAGAUUUCUACAGGAAGAGGGACCAUCCUUGGAGUGGGACCACAUUCAAAAAUUGCCCGAAGAUGCGGUAAAGGAUUACAACUCGUUGCUAUCACCGGAGACUCAGGAAAUAAAGGCGCUUCUAGAUAAAUUGAUCGUGGUUAAAUUAAACGGUGGUCUCGGAACAAGCAUGGGGUGCCACGGGCCGAAAUCCGUUAUUGCGGUGCGAAACGGCCUUACCUUCUUGGAUCUCACUGUUCAACAAAUCGAGCACUUAAAUAAAACGUAUAACGCCAACGUGCCACUCAUAUUGAUGAAUUCGUUCAACACGGACGACGAUACGCAACGGAUAAUCAGGAAAUAUAAAGGAAUUGAUAUAGACAUUUACACUUUCAAUCAGAGCUGUUAUCCACGCAUAAAUAGGGAUUCUUUGCUGCCAAUCGCUAAGCACUGCCAAAUUGAUGAGGACAUAGAAGCUUGGUAUCCACCUGGCCAUGGAGACUUUUACGAGAGUUUCCGGAAUUCUGGUUUGCUUAAAAAGUUUAUUCGAGAGGGCCGCGAAUAUUGUUUCAUCUCGAACAUAGAUAAUCUUGGUGCCACGGUGGACAUCAAAAUCUUGAAAUCAUUAUUAGGCAAGGAACCAGAGACGCCUCUCGAAUUUGUGAUGGAAGUAACUGACAAAACACGAGCGGACGUUAAGGGUGGUACACUCAUAAAGUACGAAGAUAAGCUUCGUCUCCUUGAAAUAGCCCAAGUUCCUAAAGACCAUGUCGAUGACUUUAAGUCGGUUAAGACGUUUAAAUACUUCAACACCAAUAACUUAUGGGUUAAACUUAGUGCCAUCGAAAGAGUACUCGAGCAAAAGGCGUUGAAUAUGGAAAUAAUUGUAAACAACAAAACCUUUCCGAAUGGUCUAAAUAUAAUACAGCUCGAAACAGCUGUAGGAGCUGCAAUGAAAUCGUUCGAAGGAAGUAUCGGUAUAAAUGUGCCACGUAGUAGAUUUCUACCAGUAAAAAAGACAUCCGAUCUGAUGCUCGUAAUGAGUAAUCUGUACACUUUGCGUAAUGGAUCUCUCGUAAUGAGCCCUCAACGAAUGUUUCCCACCACGCCUCUCAUUAAAUUGGGAGAUAAUCACUUCUCGAAGGUGAAAGAAUUUCUUACUAGAUUUCCGACAAUACCAGAUCUUCUUGAAUUGGAUCACUUGACAGUGUCGGGCGAUGUUACAUUUGGAAAAGGGGUAACGCUAAAAGGCACAGUCAUCAUAAUUGCCAAUCAUGGAGAGCGCAUAGACUUACCUUCCGGGACCGUUUUGGAAAAUAAAAUCGUGUCUGGCAAUUUACGUAUAUUAGAUCACUAAGUUGCAGCGGAAUUCACAGGGGAUAGUGUCUUGUCUCGCGGAGUUUGCGAGAAGUGUCUGAAGAAACAGCGAUUUGGCCAUCAUUGUACCAUAAAUUAACUAGUCAAGCAAUUAAAUUGUAUAUAUAUAUAAUGUAUUUUAAAGAAGGAAAUCAGAGAUAUUUCUAUAAAAAUUAUUUUGCAGAAUAUUGUACAUAUAAGAAUUUUAACGCGUCAAUCAAGCAUCACAAAAAGCAUCACGUAAGAAAUUUAUGAUGUAUAGAACAUGUAUGUUAUAUAACAUUGUUAUGUAUAAGCUAUUGAAGCUUAUAAAGCAUUGUAUUAUUAUUAUAUAUAUAUAUAUAUUAUGAUGAAUAGAUUCUAUCAAAUUUUA